AUGUCUUUUAUACUGCCUGCCUUUUAUACAUAUAUCUUUCAUACUGCCAGUCUUUUAUAUGUCUUUUAUACUGCCUGUCAUUUAUACACAUGUCUUUUAUACUGCCUGCCUUUUAUACUGCCUGUCAUUUAUACACAUGUCUUUUAUACUGCCUGCCUUUUAUACUGCCUGUCUUUUAUACUGCCUGUCUUUUAUACACAUGUCUUUUAUACUGCCUGUCUUUUAUACACAUGUCUUUUAUACUGCCUGCCUUUUAUACUGCCUGUCUUUUAUACUGCCUGUCUUUUACACUGCCUGUCUUUUAUACUGCCUGUUUUUUAUAUAUAUGUCUUUUAUACUGCCUGUCUUUUAUACAUAUGUCUUUUAUACAUAUGUCUUUUAUAUUGCCUGUCUUUUAUACAUAUGUCUUUUAUACUGUCUCUUUUAUACAUAUGUUUUUAUACUGCUCUUCAGGAAUAUUCAAAGUUUGUCAGUAAUAUUGUUUUGGGUGCAUCUAUCUUUUAUACAUGUAUCUUUUAUACUGUCUGUCUUUUAUCCAUAUGUCUUUUAUACUGUCUGUCUUUUAUACAUAUUUCUUUUAUACUGUCUGUCUUAUGCAUAUGUCUUUUAUAUUGUUCUUUAUCCAUAUGUUUUUUAUACUAUUUGUCUUUUAUGCAUAUGUCUUCUUAUACUGCCUUUCUUUUGUACAUAUAUAUUUUAUACUAUCUGUCUUUUAUACCUAUCUCACUUAUACUACUCGUGAACACAAAAGUCUGUUCGGAUGCAGUCAUACAAACACACUUUUGUCGGCUCAUACGAUAUCUAUCUAUCUAUCUAUCUAUCUAUAUCUAUCUAUCUAUCUAUCUAUCUAUCUAUCUAUCCCAUUCUGUUCAUUAUCUAUCUAUCUAUCUAUCUAUCUAUCUAUCUAUCUAUCCCAUUCUGCAGUCAUUUUAUCCAUACAAACACACUUUUGUCGGCUCAUACGAUAUCUAUCUAUCUAUCUAUCUAUCUAUCUAUCUAUCUAUCUAUCUAUCUAUCUAUCUAUCUAUCUCAUUUAGUUCAUAUCUAUCUAUCUAUCUAUCUAUCUAUCUAUCUAUCUAUCUAUCUAUCUAUCUAUGUGUUAAUCGCAUGUUGUGCUCUUCUUUUUGCUGA
Acanthosepion pharaonis is the source of this 1131-nucleotide messenger RNA. The record is from the annotation of a GenBank genome assembly. NCBI's taxonomy places the organism in Eukaryota, Metazoa, Mollusca, Cephalopoda, Sepiida, Sepiidae.